AUGGGGCACGAUGCUGCUCAACUACUGCUUCACUAUCGAGUACAUCAACAAAAAGGAUUUCGGCUAAGUGGACGCUCUUUCACGCCUCCUCUCGUCAAAAUAAUCGGGAACUGUUGUCAUCUCUCAGUAUCCGCCGAAUCCAUUCGGACUGCUUCACAAGCCGAUGGUUUUAUUCAGCUUCUGAUCGACUAUACGAAGUCCGGAAAAUGGCCCAAAGUCAACCGCCAUUCUCCUCUGUGGCACUACUACAACCGCAGAAAUACCAUGACGGCAGUCAAAGGAUGUCUGCUCACUGCAUCCCGCAUAGUGAUUCCAAAAUCACUUCGACAUCGUGUUCUUUCAGCACUACACAAAGCUCAUCCAGGCCAAAUAAAGAUGAAAAUGCUCGCAAGAUGCUUUGUGUAUUGGCCUGCGAUGGAUUCGGACAUUGAAAAACUCGUCAGGACCCGCCCAAGAUGUGCAUCCGUGGCAAAGGAUCCGAUCGUAGCCGAACCACAGUCAUAG
Molecule: messenger RNA, 504 nt
Organism: Necator americanus (New World hookworm)
Lineage: Eukaryota; Metazoa; Nematoda; Chromadorea; Rhabditida; Ancylostomatidae
Exons: 2
Coding region: 1-504 (167 amino acids)
Source: RefSeq, a predicted model, not a curated record